Molecule: messenger RNA, 3936 nt
Organism: Varanus komodoensis (Komodo dragon)
Lineage: Eukaryota; Metazoa; Chordata; Lepidosauria; Squamata; Varanidae
Gene: GOLM2
Product: golgi membrane protein 2
Exons: 10
Coding region: 38-1294 (418 amino acids)
Source: RefSeq, a predicted model, not a curated record
GAGAGGCUGACGCGCCGGCCCGCGACCCGCGUCCCCCAUGGUGGGGUUUGGGGCCAACCGGAGGGGUGGCCGCCUCCCGUCGUUCCUCUUCGCGGCCCUGCUGCUGGCCGUCGCCAUCCUCGCCUUCAACUACUGGAGCACGUCCUCCCGGCAGACGGUCCUGCAGGAGGAGGUGGCCGAGCUGCAGGGCCAGGCCAAGCGCAGCGAUGUGGCCCGGGGGCGCCUGGAGAAGCGGAACUCCGAGCUCCUGCUCCAGGUGGAGUCGCACAAGAAGCACCUGGAGCAGAAGGAGGCGGACCACAGCCACCUGAGCAGCCAGCUGCAGGCCAAGGACGGCCAGAUCCGGAAGUGCGAGGAGGGCAAGGUCAAACUUCAGAACAACAUAUCAUACCAAAUGGCAGACAUACAUCGCUUAAAAGAACAACUUGCAGAGUUGCGUCAAGAGUUCAUUCGUCAGGAGGAUCAGCUACAUGAAUACAAGAAGAACAAUACCCAGCUUCUUAAAAGGUUGGAGUAUGAAAGUUUUCAGUGCGGACAACAGAUCAAGGAAUUGAGAAUGCAGCAUGAGGAAGAUAUGAAGAAGUUGGAGGACCAAAUUAUACAAGACCAAAAGAUGGCUCACAAGAGCCAGUCCAGUAAAGAUACUGAGGCAGGUCAGAGCAAUAAUCCAACAAUAUUGAAGAUCACUCAAGAUAUGGAUGAAAGCAACAUAAUUAAGAAUGAAGCACCUUCAGCCAACAAUAUCUCAGAUGGCAAAGAGAAAAGUAAACCAGGGGACGAUGCAGGCAUGCCUGGAAUAGAAGAAAACGACCCUGCGAAAGCCGAAGACACUCUUGCUGCUUUAAAGAAGACACUCGAUUCAUCUCCUCAAAAUCUGUAUCAACCCAACGGAAAUCUUCCCACAGAAAAACCCCAGGCUCUAAACCUUGCUCAAGGCAUCAAUAUGAACCAGGAUGGAAAUGAUGCGAUGAAUCAGAUACCAUCAAACCCUCUUCAGCAUUUAAUUCCUGGUCAUGUCCUGGGUAAUCAAAAAGCUGAAGUAGAAGUUGUAAAACGGGCUUCAAAAGACAGAGCCAGUGACUUCCAGAGAUUGAAGCAAAGCCGGUUCUUUGAUGAAAAUGAAUCCCCUGUUGAUCCGCAACAUGGCUCUAAACUGGCGGAUUAUAAUGGGGAUGAUGGGAACGUGGGUGAGUAUGAGGCAGACAAGCAGGCUGAGCUGGCCUACAAUGAGGAAGAAGAUGGUGAUGGUGGUGAAGAAGACGUCCAAGAUUCAUUCUCAACUCUGGUGUUCUAGUUUUUUAUUUGAAAUCCUGCCAACUUCCUGGCCUGGGAGCAAGUGACAGAAUUUUGCGUGACGCAUGGAAGCAGUUUGCCGGCAGCUAUAGAAUGGAGAGCUGCCAGCAUCCUUCAGAGAUAGGGAAACCCACGUUUUCCUCUUAAGGCAAAUGGUAGGAAUGACACACCCCCAGGGACAGCACUAGAUUAGGUUAUGCUAAAUCACAUUCCCAGAUUCACAGGUUACUAAGACCUAAUUGUGAUUUGAGAAGCAGCUGUGAAAAUACAAUCUUGGGAGUCUUUCAAUGCAUUCCUAUCUGAACCACUGGAUUUUUUAUGAGUGUUGAGUGAUAGCAAAGUUCAAUUUAAACCUGAGUGCUGCUUCGUAAAAUGUUGAGUACUUAGUGUGCAACGGAUGAUUGUGCGGUUCAUUUUAUCCACUUCGUUCCUACAAACAGCAUUCUUCCAUUGAUGGAUUGUGUGCGAUUGUGGUAAAGUUGCUUCUGAUUGGACUUGGUGCUGCUGUCUGAGUCUAGCAGCAGGGUUUUUAAUGAGGUCUCUGUGUAAUAGAUGACCUGAGAUACGGUUAUGGUCCCAUUAAUUCUAGUCAGUACAGAGCCUCCAUUUAGCUGAAGAGCAGGUGCUCAGCCUCACAAGGCAAAAGGGGAAUAAACCCCAUAGCUUGGGUUCACAGAGCCUUCUGAAUUUAGAAAUGGAACACCUUGAAUUUGAAUUCUGUUUAAAAUACAGGAUAGGUACUACACACAAAAAUAUACAGACGAGAAGGGAAACAUUACUGCAUAAUAAGGGAGGAGCAGUGUUUCUCAGAAGACAUUCUGACCUCUGAAACAAGUGUGUUAAGUAAAAUUUUCCGCUCACAGCAAAAAUUCUGGAAAUGCACUCUUCAGUAUGCCCUCCCUCCACCAUACUCUCAGUUUACAUGGACAGGUGAUGAAUAGUAUGUUCUUGAUGCAUGAUUUGGUUUCUGAGAACUUGCUUCUAAGGACUUGAUUUUGGCAUGCCUCUUUGAUUGCAGAUGAUGAGGAGAGAGAGCUUCAGAUGGAUCUUGCAGGCUACGGGAAGGCACGCUUCAAUGAUGUACUUUGAAUUCUGCAUUUCCUUUGGCUGAGAGAUCAGCAACAAGAAAAAAACUGAUCCCAUUUUCCUGUAUUUACUGUAAAAGACACAGAGGAGUGACUGCAGACCACACAAAACCCAUAGCUAACAUUAAAUGGUGGAAGGAAAAGGUAAAAUAUGUAUAUAAUUGGUUCUGAUAUUUGCAAAAAGAAGUGUGGUGGUAGAUUGUUCUUUUACAAGAUUUUUAACAGCUCAAACCUUUGUAGAGUUAGGUACACUUAACUCUUUAUUAGAUUGGGCUGUAAGACUAUUCUUUAUCUUUGACUUAAUAACUGACAUUGUAAAAUAACUUAGGUUGCCGCAUUUCUGAAAUGAAGACACUUUGUAAAAAGAACUUGUACAGUUUGUAUGUACAUUUAUUAAUUACUCCAUGCUAGCACAUUCUUUUAUCUUGCCAUUCUGGCUUGUAUUUUACAGGUAACAUUUCAUUUUAAGAAAGUUGACUGAAAAUGUGAUAAAUGUGUUUAUGAAGGUUCUUUCCUUAAUAGCAUAACUAAGGAAGGUCUGUGACAGUGAAACGUAGUACAUGAAACCGAUAUGAGACAAUAUAGUUAAAUUUAGGAGAGUGACUAAAGCUAUCCGUAAUGGGAAUCUGACAAGAGCAUUGUCUCAUUUUAUAGGAUAUUUACCAGUUUAAAUCAGCAAACUCUACAACCAGUAUUUCUAGCACACAGGAGCUAGAAAAAAGCUAUUUUAUUAUUUACCUAUGUUUUUACAGCAGUGGUCUUGCUCAUAUGCAGUAAUAGAUGAGUCUAUUGGAAAGUAGCUAAAAGUACAAUCUUGACAGUUGCUAAAUUCCUUCCUGUUUGAACCCUGGGUGUGUGGAGAGAAUCAGAUGAUACUCAUUCUUGUGUCAACUUCAGUGCUGCAGUAUGGAUGACUCAAAAGCUCGGGUAUGUUCUAUGUUCUUGUGGUUUUGUGUGUGUAAGCUCAAGGUGUCUGUUUUUGUGUAAAGCACUUUCUGAUGUUUACAGAAAUGGUUAUGCCCAUUUAUACCCUGGCAGUGAUGAUUUAUUAACCCUAAUCAGUUAUCAACAAGGGCUACUGUGAAUAGCAUUUCUAAGUCCUAUAUGACAGGGUUGAUUGUACUUCACUAUUUCUGUACUCAGGUUAAAGUUCAGUUUGGUAAGUACAUUUAUGGUAAUUUAAUGGAUGACUUGCAUUGAAUAAAAAGAUAUCUGUUUAAGAUUGCCAUCUGAAAAGUGUUGUAAUCAGAAGUUUAUGAUUCAAAACUUUUUAAGGGCACUUCUCAAGCAGCCGUGCAACAACUUGGGAGUCCUCCAGGGGUGACCAUUCUUCCUGCAGCUUCAUUUCCAAGUUGUAUCUUAACUGGGUUUUACACACAGAUUCAAGGCUGAACCUGUUUAGAGGUAGUUUCCCAACCCUCCAUGACCAUCAGUCGCAAUGUUGUACUCUGUGAUUUGACCAAAAUGUGUGUGCCCCAAUUUAGGUGUGAUUUUAUCAAGAUUCUGCUGUUGAAACCGAACAUCUAAUAGAUUCUAAUAAAGCUUAAUACAGUUUUAA